UCACCGUCCACAUUCACAUCUGCAACUCUCAUUCAUUUUGAUCUUUGCUACUGUUUCCGGUCAACCACUCUCUUUCCACCUCAAAUUAACUUAUCCUUCACUACCACAAUUUAUCCAACAUGCAGUCCAGUUUAGUUCUCAGUGUCCUGCUUAUUUGCAGCGGGGUCAUUGCUGUCCCUAUCUCUGGUCUCACCGACUUUACCGAGAUUGAAUCCUUCCAAAAGCAAGGCUCAAACGUACCAACCCAUCUGCUGAACCCCACAUCGCCCCAGCCGCACUCCUUGCAAGCUCAACACCCACCCCAAUCUGGAAAGCCUUCCUUCCCUGUGCAACCCGCCCCUCAACACCUUUCCGAUGUAGCCCAGUCUGAUGUGGUUCAUGCUCCUGUACCAAUCUCAUCCAGCCCAGCCCCGGGCGGUACCAACCCCCAAUCUGGAAGCGUCGUGAACGGCGGCGGUAUGCCUGCUGGGUUUGCCUCAAAUGUGGCUAGACUCGUUGGAGGGUCUACUGCUUUUGGGACAGGUACAACCUCUAAUGUCAUCUCUGGAGGACAUAAGGGCGAACCUUUAGUCAACGGGGCUGGCGCAAUUGCCGACGCUACUGUCGGCGUUGCAGGCCAGGCCGCGGGGAUGCCGAAACCUAAUGCCUGAACAGUUGUUUUAAUUGUUGCUCUCACGAAUAUACACAAACUGGACUCAUGUGGAAGCUCUAGAAUAGCUUUUCAACCCGACUAAGAUCUUCUCAUCGCCACUUACAUUUUCAAGUGCGACUAACACACAUUCAUUGAUGUACCACUCUUUCAAAUUUUGCAAUGCUCAACGAACACAUUGCUGUGCCAGAUCAUCUCGUGCUGGACGCACUUCACUUC
This is a messenger RNA of Puccinia graminis f. sp. tritici CRL 75-36-700-3, 868 nucleotides long. RefSeq lists its product as uncharacterized. Lineage: Eukaryota; Fungi; Basidiomycota; Pucciniomycetes; Pucciniales; Pucciniaceae. The record is from RefSeq and is a predicted model, not a curated record. The transcript has 3 exons. Bases 120 to 650 code for a protein of 176 amino acids.